GAUUGGCCUACGGCUCGCAGCCUCCAGACUAGACUCUCGGUUGGCAAUGGCGGCCUUUUGCGACCAAGUGGAUUGAAGGAAAUCGUAAAAGCUGGCAAAGGCAGCACAAGCCAGCAGGUGCGUGAACAAGCACAAAAGGAAAUGCAAGCUUUCUGGGAGAGAAACAUCAAAGAAAAACGGCCAUGGUCACCUCAUCUGACCGUUUAUUCUCCACCAUUAGUGAUGCGGUUCUCGUUUCUUCACCGAGCAACGGGGAUUGCAAUGGCAAUAGGUAAGCGAUCCAAAAUUUGUCCGUAA
This is a messenger RNA of Echinostoma caproni, 297 nucleotides long. NCBI's taxonomy places the organism in Eukaryota, Metazoa, Platyhelminthes, Trematoda, Plagiorchiida, Echinostomatidae. The record is from the annotation of a GenBank genome assembly.